This is a messenger RNA of Onychomys torridus (southern grasshopper mouse), 1527 nucleotides long. It is a transcript of the gene Znf157, whose product is annotated as zinc finger protein 157. Lineage: Eukaryota; Metazoa; Chordata; Mammalia; Rodentia; Cricetidae. Gene Ontology annotation, biological process: regulation of DNA-templated transcription. The record is from RefSeq and is a predicted model, not a curated record. The transcript is spliced from 4 exons.
AUGUCAGCGAAUGAGAAAUCACCCCAGAGAUUUCUUGCCUUGAUUUCAGAAGAACCCAGCAGAUCAGUUGAGUAAGAAGGAUCUGUGUCAUUUGAGGAUGUGGCUGUGGAUUUCACCCAACAAGAGUGGCACAGACUGGACUCUACCCAGAGGAACAUGCACACAGAUGUGAUGCUGGAGACCUACAGUCACUUGGCAUCUGUGGGCCUCUGUGUGGCCAAACCAGACAUGAUCUUUAAGUUGGAGAGGGGAGAAGAACUGUGGAUAUUAGAAGAGGAAUCUUCAGGCCGUGAUUACUCAGGACCUCUGUCUUUGCUAUGUGGCAACAGUUCAAUUGGGGGUAAUGCCCUUGUGCUGGAGAACAACAUUUUUCAGUAUCAGAGUAUUCAAACUUUGAAUCAAAAUGUUGAUUAUAACAGAUGUGAGGAAGACUUCCAUGAAGAAACAGGUUUUGUUCAACAUAAAAGGAUUCAUACCAGAGAUAAAAACUUUGAAUGUCAUGAAUGUGGAAAAGUAUACUGCAGAAAAUCUAACCUUGUUGAACAUCUGAGAACACAUACAGGGGAGAGGCCCUAUGAGUGUGGUGAAUGUACAAAGACUUUCAGUGCAAGGUCAUACCUCAUUGCUCAUCAGAAAACUCACAUGGGAGGAAAGCCCUUUGAAUGUCAUGAAUGUAGAAAAUAUUUUGGCAGGAACUCAUAACUCAUUCUACAUUGCAGAACACACACAGGAGAAAGGCCCUAUGAAUGUACUGAACGUGGGAAAACCUUUUCUGAGAAGGCAACCCUCACAAUCCACCAGAGAACCCACACUGGUGAGAGGCCUUAUAAAUGCAAUGAAUGUGGUAAGACAUUUCAUGUCAAGAUAUCUCUCACCCAGCACCUGAGAACUCACACGGGGGAGAAACCCUAUGAAUGUGGGGACUGUGGGAAAAACUUCUGAGCAAAGAAAUCCCUAAACCAACAUCAAAGAAUUCACACAGGUGAGAAACCCUAUGAGUGUGGAGAAUAUGGGAAAUUGUUCCGAAUGAAAAUGACUCUAAAUAAUCAUCAAAGAACCCACACAGGUGAAAAACCCUAUCAUUGUAAUGAAUGUGGGAAAGCCUUCAGGGUACACUCAUCUCUGGGAAUCCAUCAGAGAAUCCAUACCGGAGAGAAGCCCUAUGAAUGUAAUGAAUGUGGAAAUGCUUUCUAUGUGAAAGCUCGUCUCAUUGAGCAUCAGCAUAUUCAUUCAGGAGAGAAACCCUAUGAAUGUAGUGACUGUGGGAAGAUCUUUAGCAUGAAGAAAUCCCUUCGUCAACACAAGAGGACUCACACUGGUGAGAAGCCUUAUGAAUGUAGUGAGUGUGGAAAUGCUUUUUAUGUGAAAGUGCGCCUCAUUGAGCAUGAGAGAAUUCACACAGGAGAGAGGCCUUUUGAAUGUCAGGAAUGUGGAAAGGGCUUCUGUCGGAAAGCCCACCUCAUAGAACACCAGAGAACUCAUUUGGGCCGAUCCUUGCUUUGUGCACUGGAGAAAGCUUCUCCUUGA